Messenger RNA from Pieris napi, 4495 nucleotides. It is a transcript of the gene Orp8, whose product is annotated as oxysterol-binding protein-related protein 8. The transcript has 23 exons. NCBI's taxonomy places the organism in Eukaryota, Metazoa, Arthropoda, Insecta, Lepidoptera, Pieridae. The coding region runs from base 1002 to 4160 and encodes 1052 amino acids. Gene Ontology annotation, molecular function: cholesterol binding. Gene Ontology annotation, cellular component: intracellular membrane-bounded organelle; membrane; cytosol. The record is from RefSeq and is a predicted model, not a curated record.
CAUACAUUCACGCAUGUCGUACGUCAGAAAAGAAAGGCGAUUUUUGUUCUUCGAUGCAUAAAAUUAUCCAAAAACACUCAGUUUAUUCGCGGAACAAUUGCAAACAGUGCUUAUCGGUGGAUAAUAAGUAGGGGGAAAAUUGGGUAGACCGGUACCUAUGUAUAUUUACAUAAACUAACGAAGUAUUUGAGCCUUGAUCCACAUCUAUCUCUGCAUAGCUAUUAGCUCCUAAAUUAUAUUAUUUGCGUAGUUUCCUGUGCUCGUGCGACAAUCGUAUAGUUUUAAAUUGAAAUAAAUAUCUUCGUAGCACGGUGACCUCGUGAACAGUGAUGUUUUUCGCAAUAUUUACCGGUGUAGAAAAUUCCGCAGUGUGUGCUAAACAAGUUGAUUGAUGAAGAAACAAUCUACUGAUGAUAUUGGCUGUGAGACCUUUGGAUAUAUCCUUUUCAUUCCCAUUCCCAUACUAUAUUUCCUAGCGACAUUCCUUAACAUAUAAACACUGCCAACGCCAUUGUCAUUCCAUUAGUUACAAACCCAGUGUCUUUGUCAGUGAUAAAAAAUAUAUUUUUAUCUAUAAAAUUCACACGCUUAUAUUGAUAUAUCUACUUUUUAGUAGAAUUUAUGUAUUUUAUACAUUAGCUUAAAUUUUUCUUCAUAGAAAAAUUGUAAAAAGAAUAUUUGCACUUCAAUAUUUUGAGCACACAAUAAUUGACAAUUUAAUUACUAAAUAGAAGCAAUAAUUAGUAUUAAUAUAACAUAUAGCUUUAUAUUUGUCGAUUUGUUUUAAGAUACAAUUCUUAAUCUAAGUCAACGAACGACGAUAGUUAAUCGACGCAUUCGAAAUUUGAAUUUAAACUUGACACAUUCGAGCAUUUUGAUAAACUGACAACGCGUUCGAAAUUCGAAAUUUGAUAUCGACCAUUCGAAUAACAUUUGGACAUUGACAAUUGUGUUCUAUAUUCAAAUCCUGUUCCAAUUCCCAUGAUGAUCUGAUCGCCACAAUGAGUUCCUCUCCAGCCGUGGAGUCGUCGACACCAGCGCCAUCUUCGCCAGCGGUUCGCCUGCCGGACUACCCACACUUUCAAACCUCCACGCCAAAUUAUUUAAAGAAGACGCAUCAGCCUCUGAACGUGGUUCUGUCAAGUUCAGCACCAUCAUCUCCACCAGUUUACGGUGAGCCAACGCUUACCCCUCCACCCCGGUCCCCGGGUGCACCCUUAUCGACUCCUGCUUCAGGUGACCGAGCCCAACCGCCCGACGGUACAUCUUCAGACAAGUCCUCAGAAACGGCGGUAGGCGUAUCGAGGAACUCAAGCACGGCGUUGUCUCGGAAAGAGAGUUAUAAAGCGCAAAGACAACAUUAUAGAAAAGAGAAGAAAAGAGCCGCUACAGCACUUCUGCACUCGAUAGAGGAUCCCUCGGUUGUGGUGUUGGCUGAUUGGUUGAAGGUCCGGGGUUCGCUAAAAUCAUGGACUAAGCUGUGGUGCGUUCUCAAACCUGGUCUUUUACUGCUGUACAAGAGUCCAAAGGCAAAGAGAAGUCAUUGGGUCGGUACUGUUCUGCUGACAUCGUGUCAGGUCAUCGAAAGGCCAAGCAAAAAGGACGGAUUUUGCUUCAAACUCUACCAUCCGUUGGAGCAAAGCAUUUGGGCACCGAGAGGACCUCACAACGAGACUAUAGGUGCAGUGGUGCAACCGUUACCAACAGCACACUUGAUAUUCCGAGCGCCAUCGCAAGCGGCGGGUCAUUGCUGGCUGGAUGGUCUCGAAUUGGCUCUACGAUGCAGCAAUGCUAUGCUCAGAUGUUCCCGCUCACGUCCUGAACAAACGGUAGAAGCGGACGCACCCUCAACCCAAACGAAUAUAUCGCACGAAGAACUAGAGAAACAUUUUAAUGAACACGGAUUCAGGCUAGACUCCUCCAUAUCCACACCCACAAAACCACUUAAACGAUCAUCAUCAAGCGAUAAUAUAAAAACCCUGAAUGUAAAACAAAUUCGCCACAGAAGUCUCACAUCCAGCCCAAUGGCGUUGGAAAUGUUUAAACGCUCGCCGAUACUAAAGUUAUUCGAUAUGCCGAAAAUAAAAUUACGCGAGUCCUUCGAAGAGAAGUACAAUAGACGUAGUUCAACGCCAUCUAUUAGAAAAAGUCGUGUUAAAAAGCGGACCUUGAGAGAGUCCGGCGUCAAAACUGACUCGGAAGAUGACGGUAAUAAGGUGAAAAUGAGGUUUUUUGGGGAGUCUGAGGUUAUAUGUAAUACGCCGGAGAAUAUUUUGAUUACGAAAACUGCGCCCUCAAAUGAGAGGUUCAGGGAUACUACUACGUCAUCGUCUGAUGACGUUCCCAGUAACUGUAGUAGACGGACGACACCGUACAAAAAAUAUUCACUAAUAGAUUACACCAAGUUGCCAUCAGCCAGCUUUGAGGCAUCUCAAACUGGUAAAAGAGAUGACAGAAUUUCCCAAAACAGCGUGUACAUAGCUGGGAAAAUUGUUGCUAACGAACUAGCAGGUGCCGCGUCAGAUACAGACAGCGAAGCCUCCAGGCAGGGGAUGCCGGUGGUGUCGCUCAGUGCUGAUCCCUUAGCCAGGAAACGGGAGGUUCUCAGUCGCAUAGAGAGUCUCUACGUCGAAGACCCGGAUCGGGAGAUCGGAGUGGCUGGUGAAUUAGUAGAAGAAGUAGCAGAAGAGAACAAGUCGUUACUAUGGUUCUUACUAAAGCAAGUGAGGCCGGGAAUGGAUUUGAGCAAAGUGGUUCUACCCACGUUUAUUUUGGAGCCACGGUCGUUCCUGGAUAAAUUGUCUGAUAACUAUUAUCACGCGGAUUUAUUAGGACAGGCUCAAAUUCUAGAAGACCCAUACCAAAGGUUCAAAGGUGUCCUUCGUUGGUACCUAUCAGGUCUCUACCGGAAGCCCAAAGGUCUCAAAAAGCCAUACAAUCCAGUCCUUGGAGAAACCUUCCGAUGUUGCUGGCGACACAAGAAUGAUACCUACACGUAUUAUAUAGCUGAGCAGGUUUCACAUCAUCCCCCAGUUUCGGCGUUUUAUAUAUCGAAUAGGAAAGAUGGAUUCGUUAUAGAGGGUAGUCUGUUAGCUAGGUCUAAGUUUUAUGGUAACUCAACGUCCGCCAUUUUGGAGGGGUGCGCGCGAAUACAUUUACUAAAUUGGGGGGAGACGUAUAUCACAACAGCGCCGUAUGCGCAUUGUAAGGGAAUUGUUAUUGGUACACUUAGUAUGGAGCUUGGGGGAAAGGUGCACAUAAUAUGUCAGGAAACUGGAUAUCAAGCGGAUGUAGAAUUUAAACUGAGGUCUUUUCUCGGUGGCGCGGACCAAACAAAUGCUAUAUCGGGAAGGAUAAAACGUGGUAAAGACACAAUCGCGACCGUCGAGGGAUAUUGGGACGGACGGAUCGAUAUUAAAGAUAAGAAAACUGGGGACGAAACAAGUCUUCUAGACGUAUCAGUAUUAAAAGAGCAGCGACUGCCUCGGUACUUGGUGGAUAUCGAGAAACAACACGAGUGGGAAUCCCAAAGACUGUGGGUCAAAGUCUCCGAAGCCAUAUUGAGUGAGGAUCAGGUGCUAGCGACUGAACAGAAAACGAUAAUUGAAGAGGCGCAACGUGCACGUGCACGUAAUCAGCUAACAACAUGGACGCCGAGACUGUUCCAUAGCGAUACUAGAGCUGUGCCGCCAGAAGGAAUCAUCGACCAAGGAUGGAAAUACAAUCAUACAGAUACAAGUCCCUGGCAACCGGAAGAGAUAAUAGAGUAUGAGGACGAUUUCAUAAUAACGUCCAUAAAAACUGGUGCAUCCAUGGGCACAAGCAACGAGGCGAGGCUCCGGGAGUUGUCGCAUCGUGCUUCGGACUCCGAGAGUCAUGACGACUUGGCUAGGAGAUCUAAGACUUCUACCCGCACAUUAAAACAAACGCUACACUCGAUAGACUCGACGCUACGGGAACAAUCAAUCGCCAUAGAAAGAUUAACGAAAAGUGUUGAAAUGUUAAACGAAGGACAGAGGGCAGCUGCCUUUCACCCACAAAAUGUUGCCAGAAUACCCACAGCCUCACAUUCUUGGGACCUUUUCGGUGGAUUUGUACUCGCUAUGGUGUUACAGGCCCUUUUAAAUUGGAUCUUCCACCAAAGAGAGCAGAGGGACUAGUCCAAAUCAUUUUGUAGACGUUUUGACUAUUGCCGUCCCGCUCACGCUUGUUAGAAUGAGCGAGACGGCGAUAGUUUGAGAUUUUUGGCAUGUGUGAAAAUACGUCGUUGACGAUUUGUUAAUUUAUCGAUGAUGACAGCUGACAGCUGAUGUUUUGACAGCAGGAAUGUCGUCUAUACAUACUUGCCUAUAGCUUUUGUGAAUUGUAUAUUAUUAAUUUAGAUAUUCAGAGCUUAUCGAUAAAAUAAUUUUUAUCAAUAAUUAUUAUAUUGCUCGAAUUGCGAUUUUUUUUUAUUGUUCAAGUCAAAAAUAUACGCCUUGAGAUUUUACGAUGA